Molecule: messenger RNA, 575 nt
Organism: Drosophila bipectinata
Lineage: Eukaryota; Metazoa; Arthropoda; Insecta; Diptera; Drosophilidae
Product: translation initiation factor IF-2
Source: RefSeq, a predicted model, not a curated record
AUGCGCGUUUGCCACUUGAAUCUAUUAGUGCUAAGUGUAGGACUUUGGGUCCUGCUGGCGGAGUCGGGUACCUCGGCGACGCCUCUCCCAGACCCAGAUCCCAUUCCGAGCCCCAAUCCCAGUCCCAGUUCAGGCCCGGAUCCCAAUGUGGAGCCCCAGGCGGAUGUACAGCAACUGACUUUGGCGGAUGUAAAUCAGGCAGCCGAGCAGCAGGAGAUGCCGGCUGUACGCCCGGCCAGGCAAUUUGGAUUCGGAAGGGGAGGCUUCGGCCGGGGCGGGUUCGGUCGAGGCGGCUUCGGAGGCGGCGGGCGCGGAUUUGGAAGACGAGGCUGCUGCGGCGGCGGUGGCUUUGGCAGGCCAGGUUUUGGACGUGGGGGAUUCAGAGGUGGCUUCGGCGGCUUCUACCCACCGCCACCUCCGCCACCACCGUUCGGCUUCUUCGGCUAAGUGUUAUUCAUUUAAUGUGCAUAUGUGAUACGAUCCGACCUUGAUUAGCCAGUGGCUGCUAAUAAAUCAACACGAGCUGUGCUCUAAUUACCCAACACGAGUGCUGAGAUAUUUUUGAAAAGGACAAG